AUGCGCCGGAAGGGUGAAGGAGUGGCCACAUUGAUGGCGUUGCUGGGUCCUCCGCCAGGCUCAAUGAAGGGCUCAGCCUCUCCUUUUCGAUGUCAACAAUCGCUUUUCCCCAAAAAUAUCCCGACAACUGUCAUUCGUCGUCCAUCAUCGCCUGGCGAGCAUCGGGUUGUCGAGAGAUUUUCCUCCACUUCGUCUCCGCCAUUCAAUUAUGCGCCAUCAAGUCAAUCGACGAGUCGCGCGAGUAGCAGCACAUCAAUUUGUCAAAAGGGCGCCUCUCAUUGUCAGGGUUCACCCGUUUGUCUCACUGUUUCAUCGCCGCUUCAGCCUGGGAAUUCGCAUACGGUUCGAUACACUCUUCCAAUCAAUUCCCGCAAGAGCAGUUUAGGAAGUUGUGAAAAGGAUAGAAAGACAAUGGAUUUCGAUCCACAUGGAGCAAAAUGGCAGUGCUGUUGCUGCAAUUUGCCAAACGGAUUGAAAAUCUUGGCUGUUGGAGAGGUGCUUCUCUCAUCGAUAAUCAUCACCUCAGCGUCAGCUUACAUUGCAACAAGUGAUACGGGUGUCACCUGGUUUCUCGGAAGUCUCAUCGUUGUCUGUAUAAUCAUGGCCGUCAGUUCAAUACUUCUUUUUGCUGGUAUUCAUCGACAUUCCCCCCAACUCCUCUAUCCGACUCUCGGUGCUCGCUCGUUGCUCAUCAUCUUUUUCACGGUUUUCUGCGGUUCAGUGAUCACAGCUCCGAACUCCGAAGUGGAAAUGGUUGAGUCAGCGACAAUGAGCAUGGAUCAGAAAGGGCAUUGGACACACCAUCCAAGAAAUAAUAUUGAAGCUGCGAGUGAGAGUCUCGCUUUACGAUUGGUCGCUCUUGUGUUCGGGAUGCUUUUCUUCGCCGUUCUCGUUCUCUACACGAUUUAUCUUGUGCUCCGUUGUGUCGGCUAUGAGCGUUCAUUUGCGCGACUUCGAGAACGCCGCGAGUCUUUUAUUCAAGCUGGGAUGAUUGAUCCUGAUUUGGGGAGUCGACGUGGAUCAAAUUGU
Mesorhabditis belari is the source of this 1029-nucleotide messenger RNA. The record is from the annotation of a GenBank genome assembly. NCBI's taxonomy places the organism in Eukaryota, Metazoa, Nematoda, Chromadorea, Rhabditida, Rhabditidae.